Messenger RNA from Paramacrobiotus metropolitanus, 1715 nucleotides. RefSeq lists its product as uncharacterized. Lineage: Eukaryota; Metazoa; Tardigrada; Eutardigrada; Parachela; Macrobiotidae. Bases 159 to 1676 code for a protein of 505 amino acids. The transcript has 2 exons. The record is from RefSeq and is a predicted model, not a curated record.
AAGAAGUCAGAGAUGACAAUUUGAAUCGUAUCAGUCACCUUGGUUCUUCCCAACUGAAUUCUUUUUUUAUUCCACCAAAAGUCUUCUAACAUAAUAUAUUAUCAGAAUGAAGUCAGCCCUUGUCUUCCUGGCCGCGGCCGGUCUUGUUGCCGUGAUGAAUGCCCUUCCGUUCGGGUUUGGACCUCCCCCGCCAGGGGGCCCUGGUGGUCAGCAAGGCGGUCAACAAUUUGGCCAAGGUGGUCAACAAUUUGGCCAAGGUGGUCAACAAGGCCAACAAGGCGGUCAGCAAGGACCUCCUCAACAACAAUACGGCCAAGGUGGUCAACAAAGCCAACAAGGAUUUCCCCAACAGCAGUUCGGCCAAGGUGGUCAACAAGGCCAACAAGGACCUCCCCAGCAACAGUUCGGUCAAGGUGGUCAACAAGGCCAACAAGGACCUCCCCAACAACAAUUCGGCCAAGGACAGCAAGGCGGUCAACAAGGUAGCCAAUACGGACCUCCCCAACAAGGCGGUCAGCAAUACGGCGGUCAACAGCAACAACAAGGGCCUCCCCAACAAGGCGGCCAACAGCAACAACAAGGACCACCUCAACAAGGUGGUCAACAACAAGGUGGCCAACAACAAGGUGGUCAACAAGGACCUCCCCAACAAGGCGGUCAACAAGGACCUCCCCAACAAGGCGGUCAACAAGGUGGUCAACAAGGCGGUCAACAAGGACCUCCCCAACAAGGUGGUCAACAAGGACAGCAAGGCGGUCAGCAAGGACCUCCCCAACAAGGUGGUCAACAAGGACAGCAAGGCGGUCAGCAAGGACCUCCCCAACAAGGUGGUCAACAAGGCGGUCAACAAGGACCUCCCCAACAAGGUGGUCAACAAGGACAGCAAGGCGGUCAGCAAGGACCUCCCCAACAAGGUGGUCAACAAGGACAGCAAGGCGGUCAGCAAGGACCUCCCCAACAAGGUGGUCAACAAGGACAGCAAGGCGGUCAACAAGGACCUCCCCAACAAGGUGGUCAACAAGGACAGCAAGGCGGUCAGCAAGGACCUCCCCAACAAGGUGGUCAACAAGGACAGCAAGGCGGUCAGCAAGGACCUCCCCAACAAGGUGGUCAACAAGGCGGUCAACAAGGACCUCCCCAACAAGGUGGUCAACAAGGACAGCAAGGCGGUCAGCAAGGACCUCCCCAACAAGGUGGUCAACAAGGACAGCAAGGCGGUCAGCAAGGACCUCCCCAACAAGGUGGUCAACAAGGCGGUCAACAAGGACCUCCCCAACAAGGUGGUCAACAAGGACAGCAAGGCGGUCAGCAAGGACCUCCCCAACAAGGUGGUCAACAAGGACAGCAAGGCGGUCAGCAAGGACCUCCCCAACAAGGUGGUCAACAAGGACAGCAAGGCGGUCAGCAAGGACCUCCCCAACAAGGUGGUCAACAAGGACAGCAAGGCGGUCAGCAAGGACCUCCCCAACAAGGUGGCCAGCAAGGUCAGGGACAAGGACAGCAAGGGCAACAAAGUCAAGGACAGCAACGCCCUAUGCAGUUUUAGAUUACUGCGUCUUUUAUUCGCAUCUUUGCCGUUAGAUUUUCUAAACUUUGUUAGGAUAUUGGUAAAAUCAUCGGCAAACUUUAAAAAUGUAAGGCAAUUUUUGCCGUUGGGAUCGUUGAAAACACUUUAAAAUGAGACCAUUAAACUGCACAAGUUAAACAUUAACAAA